Neolamprologus brichardi is the source of this 1093-nucleotide messenger RNA. It is a transcript of the gene igfbp3, whose product is annotated as insulin-like growth factor binding protein 3. NCBI's taxonomy places the organism in Eukaryota, Metazoa, Chordata, Actinopteri, Cichliformes, Cichlidae. Gene Ontology annotation, molecular function: insulin-like growth factor II binding; fibronectin binding; insulin-like growth factor I binding. The record is from RefSeq and is a predicted model, not a curated record. Gene Ontology annotation, cellular component: extracellular region. Gene Ontology annotation, biological process: regulation of insulin-like growth factor receptor signaling pathway.
UACAGAUGGAGAAGGCUAGCCAGCUCGCUGUGUCACAGAGAGUCCCCUUAAGCCUACGUGACAACUCACAUACUGUCCCUUUGUGACCAGCUUAAUCGGUAGAAUGCCCGAUGUCUGUGUGCUUUGUCUGGUUGCCGCGCUGGCUGCAUUCGCCCGGCUCGCCGGCACUGUGGGCCCCGUGGUUCGAUGUGAGCCUUGCGACGCCGGCGCGCUCCUGCAGUGCAAGCCGCUGCCCAAAGACUGUGUGGAGCGGGUGAAGGAGCCCGGCUGCGGCUGCUGCAUGACGUGCGCCCUCGGAGAGGGACAACCGUGUGGAGUGUACACGGGGCGCUGCGGCUCCGGCUUGACCUGUCGGCACCAGCCCGGGGAGAGCAGACCCCUGCAGGCUCUCCUGGAGGGACGGGGAGUGUGUUCGAGUCCCGCGUCCAAAAAACUGAACAGCGUUCUCAUGCCACCGCAAAAAGAAGAAAAUGCUGGAAAUCAGGUCGAAGACUCUGCCAAUGUCACCCAGACAAUUACAGUGCUUCCUGGCGUGGGAACUGUGAAGGAUGGACAUAGUAGGGGCUCGAUGGACACCAGGCCUCCUUUGCACAACAUAUUAAUUCAGAGGGGUGAGAACAGGAAGACCCAGAGCUACAAGGUGGAAUCAUUAUCAGGAGGAGCCAAUACGGAUGUGCACAACUUCUCUGUGGAGAGCAAGAGGGAGAAUGAGUAUGGGCCAUGUCGGCGGGAGAUGGAGAGCAUCCUUAACAGCCUUAAAAUCAGCAACGUGCUUAACCCGAGAGGCUUCCGCAUACCCAACUGUGACAGGAAGGGUUUCUACAAGAAAAAGCAGUGCCGUCCGUCCAAAGGCAGGAGGCGGGGCUACUGCUGGUGCGUGGACAAAUAUGGGCAGCCUCUCCCCGGCUAUGAUGGCAGGCAGUGGGGCGAGAAGCAGUGCUACAACCUGGAGAGCAAAUGAGAGGAUGGAGGAACGACGAGUGGAUGGAAAGGGGAAGACGGUGUAAUAUGGGGGAGGGAUGGGCAAGGGGUGAGGGGGGGCGAGAAAGAAUGAGAUCCCACUGUGCUCUUGCAUUUAGUUUUAUGUAAACAU